GUACUGUCACUUAUUUCUUUUGUCGUUUUGCUUGUCGAAUGCGAAAUGUUUUUCUGAACGCGUUUUUAUUUGUUUCGAUGACGUGCUAGAUCUAGAAAAGUUGUGUACUAUAUCUAAUAACAUUUAUGGGUGUUUGAUUCAAUUUCUAAUUACCGUUCAAGGAACAUUUUCUAAGUCCUACAAGUGUUAUAGGUUAGAAAGUCGGCGAUCUAUCUAAUUCGUCAUCACAAUUAUUUAUGCCAAACUUAUUUUUAGACGUCGAAACCGAAUCGACAGAAAUUAAAUAAGUGUUACGAGGGAUACCUGUCGAUUAUUUGUUAUUGUGAGUUGAAUAAAAAAUGGGGUUCUUCGGAUUUCUAACAAGAUUUCGACGCAAGAAAACAACAUCAGAAAUAUUAGAGAAACUUGAAAUGCAGAUAAGAAGCAUCGAGGAGGACGAUUUGUCUUAUAUGGAGACACAGAAACGUCUCAAUAACUACGUGAACGCGUACUCUGUCGGCCUUUACGUUCUCUUCCUGAUUUUGUACUAUUACGUCUACAUGGGCAGAGGGCAGCACUGGGUGCAUUCGGUUAUGUACGCCUCGCCGUUCGUCGUUUUCCCUAUUGUAGCAAUAUUUCUCCGGUCUACCAUACGGUGGUAUUAUAAACGAUCGAUAGUCAAGAACAGAAUGAAACUAACACAGAUGAAGGCGGAGAAGAAGAAGAUUCUAGAAGAGGUCAUGAACACUGAAACGUACAAGGUCGCGAAGAAAAUUCUAGACCAGUAUGGAAGCCCAGAGGAACAGACGAAAGCUAUCAAACCGUUCGCGCCGAGCCUCAACGUACCCGGUAAUACCCCUAGUUCGCCACUCCCAGCGACUCCUGGCCAGCUGAGGCAGCGGCAGCUGGCUCUACAGUCAUCAACACCAAUCAGCAAUAAUAUGAACGUGGUCGCCUUGAACAAUACAUCAGCGGUGUACAAGGGGCCCAGACUUAGGUCUGACCAACUGCCGCGGCCGCUUCUGGACAAGAACCGGUCAGCGUUGGACAAAGUGGUCGACUACCUGCUAAAGGACGGGCCUAACCACCGCAUGGCGCUUAUAUGCUCCGAGUGCAACUCGCAUAAUGGCAUGGCGAUGGUAGAGGAGUUCGAAUACGUGUCGUACAUCUGCGCGUACUGCGGGAAGCUGAACCCGGCGCGUAAGCAGCGGCCAGCCGCGCCGCAGCUGUCGCCCGCCCGCGCCCUGCCUGCCCCGCGCGCGCUAGCCCUGCCCGGCGAUGACUCGUCCAUAGCGAGUUCUGGAAGCGACAGUGAAGACGAAAAGAAAAAUGGUAUCCCAACAUUUGGCGGUUCAGGGGGUGAAUCGGAUCGGCCCACCUCGGCGGAGGAGGAGCCGAAAUCCGGGGAAGCUAAAAAAGAAGACUGAACGAUACGAGACAUAUUUAUUGCAUAAUAAUUAAAUAAUCCACAUUCGUGGAUAAUAAGCGACACGGCCACCAGUAUCGAUUGCCGCCAUUUUGUGACCGGCGGCCAUUUUGUGGUAGGACGCCAUUAUGAAACGAAGUUCAAAUCAUAACAAAAUUCUAAAAUGGAACAUGAGAAAUUGUCGUGAAUAAUAAGACAGUAAGUAACAAUAAGUUUAAAAGACAUGCUUCCGCAUUUUACGCAAAAGGCUUUAUUUUGUUUGAUAAUCAUAAUUGUAACAUAUAAUGGUCUUAUUUUCAACCGACUUCAAAAAAAGAGGUUCUCAUUUUCAUUCGCUUUUUUUAUGUUUGUUACCUCAUAACUCCAUUAGUUGUUAAUCGAUUUGUAUUUAAAAGUGUAUAAUUACAUUAACAAAUUGGUCCCACAGAAAUUUUAACAACAUUGAUUCAGUAGUUUCGUUUAAAAUCAAAGUUAUUGAUUUUGGCACAAUUGAAGUCGGUUUUUUUUGUAGAACACAAUUUUAAAUUAUAUGUGUUCUUUAUUUAAAAUUGGUAAAUUCAAACGACACGAAUCACGAGUAUGAAAUUCGAUAAUUUUUUAUUGUCUUACUCCACAAUAAUACAUGAGCGAAAAUAUACAAUUAUUUAUUAGUAUUUAGGCUGAUUGUUUAAGACGAGACAGCAUAUUAUAUUAUUUAUUGACUUUUUUAUAAUGCUAGUUUAGAGGUUUAUUGGAUAUCGAAAAUAUUGAAUUUUAUUGUAGUCACAUAAAGUUACUUUUUGAUUGUCUUGAGUGUUAUUAAUAGGUCUUUUUUUUAAUAUAUAUGCCAGCUCCUUAUAUUUCGUUUAAAAAUGUGGACAAUAAUGAAGGUUGCCAAUGCACACGUUUGUUAAAUCAGAAUAGCAUGUUACUAUAAGGCAAAUGUUAGCAUCUGUUAACUAGAUAAUGUUUGUUUUAAUACACAUAUAUAUGGUAUUAAAAAAUAUUUUACAAGUAUAUUGAGACUGCUCUGUAUCAAAAAUAAAAAUCAUGAAGAAAAUUUCAAAAAAAGAAUACAAAUUUUUAAUGAUUAAGAAAUGUUAAAAAAAGG
Molecule: messenger RNA, 2495 nt
Organism: Galleria mellonella (greater wax moth)
Lineage: Eukaryota; Metazoa; Arthropoda; Insecta; Lepidoptera; Pyralidae
Gene: Lnpk
Product: endoplasmic reticulum junction formation protein lunapark-B
Exons: 9
Coding region: 339-1406 (355 amino acids)
Biological process (GO): endoplasmic reticulum tubular network organization
Cellular component (GO): endoplasmic reticulum tubular network
Source: RefSeq, a predicted model, not a curated record